Messenger RNA from Petromyzon marinus (sea lamprey), 2269 nucleotides. RefSeq names its product ankyrin repeat and SOCS box protein 2-like. NCBI's taxonomy places the organism in Eukaryota, Metazoa, Chordata, Hyperoartia, Petromyzontiformes, Petromyzontidae. Gene Ontology annotation, biological process: intracellular signal transduction. The record is from RefSeq and is a predicted model, not a curated record. Gene Ontology annotation, cellular component: cytoplasm. Gene Ontology annotation, molecular function: protein binding.
GCAUGUAAACACACACCCGACGUUCUCGCUAUAAAAGUCCCCCGUGCCAGAGGCCCGCGCCCCAUAUUCACCCGCUCGCUGUGUGCGCGCUCCGAGCGCGGCGACACGGCCGGAGAGAGACACAGAGAGAGAGAGGAGGAACACAAAAUACAGCACGCGAUGGCCGCUGGACUGCAGCGUCACAGCAACGCGCCCGGCUUUGAGAGCGCCGAGCGCAUGUGCGUGGAGGAGGACUACUCCCUGUACGGCAGCCUGAGCGAGGAUGAGCAGAUCUGCCUCGCCAUCGAGCAGAGCCUGCAGGAGCUCGCGGGCAGAGGCGCGCCGCCGCACAAGCCCGGCGCGGCGCCCGUGCUCGCCGUCACGGGCAGGAGCCAUGCGCCGGCCGCACCGACGCAUCGCCCCCCAGCGGCGAACGACGUGGCCAGCAGGAGCAAUCAGAGGAACGAGCAGCAGACUACAGAGGGGCUCGCGUCACGGCAGGGUGCCCGCUACUGGCGCUCCCUCCCUCGCCAGAUCAUUCUGGAGCAUCGGGAGAGCACCGACCCGGUGUCGCUGGCCAUAGAGAAUGACGACGUCUCGAUGCUGCAGAGGAUCAUCGUGACCGGCACCGACCUCAGCAAAGUCCAGGGCCCGGACACCGUCCACCCGGUCCACGCGGCCGCCUUCCUCAACAAGCCCCGCUGCCUGCGGUUGCUUCUGCAGAAGUACCCGCAGCUGGUCAACCUCCGCUCGCGUAACAACGAGACUCCGCUGACGCUGGCAUCUGGCACUUGCAACCUGGAAUGCAUGAAGGUGCUGCUGGGCAUGGGCGCCUCCCCGGACGAGUGCCAGAGCUACAAGGAGACGCCACUGCACCAAGCCUGCGAAUGUGCCAACAUCGAGGCAGUCUCGCUCCUCAUCAAGUUCAACGCCAACGUCAACUUCCGCGGCAACCACGGCCACACGCCGCUGUACGAGGCAAUCUCCAAGAACAACCUGGACAUGGUGAUCCUCCUCAUGUCCGCCGGGGCCAAGAUGAACGUAGCAAACGAUUACGGUGUCUCGCCGCACUUCGUCGCGGCCGAAUGUGGCCACCUGGCCAUCCUGAGACACCUCGUGAGCCUUGGUGCUGACAUCGACACGGAAGCGAGGAACGGAGCGACGGCCCUCUACGAGGCGACGAAGAACAACCACGGGGACGUGGUGGAGUUUCUGCUGUCGGCGGGCGCCAACGCGAACAAGCCCACCAAGGAGGGCCUGCUGCCCCUGCACAUCGCCGCGUCAAACGGAAACGAGGAAAUUGUCUGCCUCCUGCUGCCCGUCACGAAAAAGGCUCGCAUCAAGCGGUGCGGCAUCAGCCCGCUGCACCUCGCCGCCAAGAACGGCCACUACGACGUCCUGCAGAUCCUCAUCAACAGCGGCUUCGACGUCAACUUCCAGCUGUCGGACGACCACUCGUUCUUCUACGAGGACCGCCGCACCACCGCCCUCUACUUCGCCGUCGCCACCACCGACGUCGACUGCGCCGAGCUGCUCCUCGAGUCCGGCGCCGACCCCAACCUGGACCCCAUCAACCCGCUGCUCGUCGCCAUCCGCCUCCACGCUCGCCCGCUCGUCGGGCUCCUGUUGGCGCACGGGGCCGACGUGAACGCGUGCGUCGCCGCGCACCCGACCGCCUUCCCGGCCGCCGUCAUGUUCUCCCUGCAGGACCUGCGCACCCUCCAGCUGGUGCUGAGGCACGGCGUCAGCGGGGAGGCCUGCUUCCGGUGCCCCUUCGGCGGCGGGAAGCACCCGCCCGUGCCGCCGAAGAGGAGGAAUUCGGACGACACUCGGGCGAACGCCCAGCCCAGGGUGGUGCACUUCUGCGAGUUGCUGGUCUCCGACGAGCUCGAGUCUUGGGCUGGGCCGAUCGUCGACGUCCUCCUCAACUUCGUGACCAACGUGCGCUUGUGCUCCCGGAUCAAGGAGCAGCUCGAUAGCUACCACGAGUGGAGCCCGAUCAUCGAGAUGGCAGAAAACCCACGUCCGCUCUCCCACCUGUGCAGGAUGACGAUCAGAAGCAUGUUUAAAUCUCAACGCAUGCGCCUGAUCGAUUCGCUGCCUUUGCCCAAGAGACUGCGAGACUACUUGCUCCACAAAUACGGAGAAGACGACUGAGCAUACAGCGAGAGAAAAAAGUAUUUGAUCCCCUGCUGAUUUUGUACGUUUGCCCACUGACAAAGAAAUUAUCAAUCUAUAAUUUUAAUGGUAGAUUUAUUUGAACGGUGAGAGACAGAAUAACAACAAAAAA